AUAACAUUUUUGCAAUACCAAGAAGAGAAGUUGUUAAGAAGUACCCUACAUAAACAUCACCACUUGCAGUUGGCGCAGCCAAAAAUGGCUGCUUUUGAUUUCCAUCUCAAUAAAUUGAGUUAAACCAGAACUCACCGACCCUCAUUCACAUCUCUCUUCUCUUUCUCUCUCUACACGUCCAAACCCAUCAAUCAAUCCAAUGGCACUCUUCACCACUCUCUCCAAAGCGGUCUCAUUCCUCGCCAGACCCUCCUCUCUCCUCCUCCACCUGAGAUGUAUGAGCAAUGUCCCCGAAAACACCGUCUACGGCGGACCAAAGCCCCAAAACCCUAACCAGAGAGUCACCCUGACCCAUCUAAGGCAAAAGCACCGCAAGGGCGAGCCUAUAACCAUGGUGACCGCGUAUGACUACCCCUCGGCUGUCCAUCUCGAUACCGCCGGAAUCGACGUGUGCCUAGUCGGCGAUUCCGCCUCCAUGGUGGUCCACGGCCACGACACCACCUUGCCCAUAACCUUAGAUGAGAUGCUCGUGCAUUGCCGCGCGGUGGCUCGCGGGGCCAAGAGACCUCUGCUUAUUGGGGACCUUCCGUUCGGAACAUACGAGUCCAGUGCUCAUCAGGCGGUUGAUACAGCAGUUAGGAUUUUGAAGGAAGGAGGAAUGGAUGCGAUUAAAUUGGAAGGAGGGUCUCCUUCGAGAAUUUCGGCAGCAAAAUCUAUUGUUGAGGCUGGAAUUGCUGUUAUGGGGCAUGUGGGACUUACUCCUCAGGCCAUUAGUGUUCUUGGAGGGUUUAGGCCCCAAGGGAAAAAUGUUGCCAGUGCUGUCCAGGUUGUGGAAACUGCCCUUGCCUUACAGGAAGCUGGGUGUUUUUCUGUCGUUCUGGAAUGCGUUCCUGCACCCGUGGCUGCAGCUGCAACCUCUGCUCUUCGUAUUCCCACAAUUGGCAUUGGAGCUGGGCCUUUCUGCAGUGGGCAGGUCUUGGUUUACCAUGAUCUACUGGGAAUGAUGCAGCAUCCACAUCAUGCAAAGGUUACUUCCCCUAAUGUUACUCCAAAAUUCUGUAAGCAGUAUGCACAUGUCGGAGAUGUCAUCAAUAAAGCUCUUUCGGAGUACAAGGAAGAAGUGACAAAUGGUUCAUUUCCUGGUCCUGUCCACAGCCCGUAUAAAAUUAAUCCUGCUGAUGUUAAUAGUUUCUCGACUGAAUUAGAAAAGCUGGGUUUAAGCAAGGCAGCAUCUGCAGCUGCUGCAGCAGCUGAGAAUAUUAAUACAGCUGAAUCAUCUGAUGGAGGAAGCACUCCAAGUAAUUAAAUAUGGGCCAGCACGAGCACAAUCAAGUUAUGCACUUGCCCUUACUGUUGAAUUUUCUCUUCCCAUUUUGUUUGUUCCUUAAGUUAUAGAUUUGAUUGAAAGAACGGUCAAAUAAUGGCAUUUCAAUGCCUGUUUUGAGCUGUAGAGGCCAAAGCUAACAGCUGAAGGACAUCUUAGUGCGAGUAAUGUAGAUCCUCUGUUCAGGUAUAGGUUGAAAUAAGAAUUUUUUUUUUUGUUCAA
Cornus florida is the source of this 1546-nucleotide messenger RNA. Its product is annotated as 3-methyl-2-oxobutanoate hydroxymethyltransferase 1, mitochondrial. Bases 200 to 1306 code for a protein of 368 amino acids. The record is from RefSeq and is a predicted model, not a curated record. Gene Ontology annotation, cellular component: mitochondrion. Gene Ontology annotation, molecular function: magnesium ion binding; 3-methyl-2-oxobutanoate hydroxymethyltransferase activity. The transcript has 5 exons. Lineage: Eukaryota; Viridiplantae; Streptophyta; Magnoliopsida; Cornales; Cornaceae. Gene Ontology annotation, biological process: pantothenate biosynthetic process.